Molecule: messenger RNA, 1003 nt
Organism: Pollicipes pollicipes
Lineage: Eukaryota; Metazoa; Arthropoda; Thecostraca; Pollicipedomorpha; Pollicipedidae
Product: drebrin
Exons: 4
Coding region: 131-1003 (290 amino acids)
Source: RefSeq, a predicted model, not a curated record
CUUGCAACUGCAUGCGCUUGUGGAUCGGAAAGGAAGUCUCGGGAUUUGAGGGUCUGAACAGUACCCUGUGGUUUCAUUCUAGGAGACGGAGUAGUUUACGUUUGAUACGAACGAUUCGUCUGAUCGUAGAAUGCAGGAGUCUGAAAAGGGCGAGGCAGCGCUGUCCGUCUUCGACGAGCUGCGGGCGGUGGCGCGUCGCGUGGACCACGAGAUGGCAACCCUGCGCCGCGGCCGGCGCGACCUGGUGGCGUUCGUGCAGCAUGACGCGGAGCCGACGGUGCUAGCCAUGCGCGCUGAGAUCGACGAGCUGCGCCGGCGCGCCGAGGCGGCCCUCAAUACGGAGCAGGCGGACGGCACCGCCCUGCACGGCCUCGUCUCGGCCGCCACUGCCUUCACCGAAGAGCGGCGCGGCGAUCUCGACGCAAUGACGGCCUAUCUGGCGCAGUACGGGUAUGAGCCGCCGCCGCCGCCUCCGCCGCCGGAGGAGGAGGCGCCGGAGCCGGAGAAACCUGAGGAGGCGGCGGAGCGGGAGGGGCCGAAGGAGCCGGGCGGGAGCGUGGCGCGGCCGCCGCCGAUGCUCACGCUCGACACGCCCGAGGACGUCCAGCUGAGUGAGAUGACCGUGCAGAUGCUGCGCGGCACAGUCGGCCAGCUGGGCGCCACCGAGGACGACACGGGUGACGCCACGGCGCUGCUCAACUUCGGUCGGAUCGCGCUUCCGCCCCUGGCGGGGUCGGAGCCGCCCGCCGAGCCGACGCGCAAGAGGGUCCCGUGGGGAGCGAGCGGUACCCUCGAGUCGCCCAAGCUGUCCGAGACCACCCGCGCCAUGCUGCACAUGGGCCGGGCCAAGCCGGCCACGCCCUCCCCUGAGCUGUCGUGUUACUCGCGUGACCUGCUGACGCGCGACAUGGCCCCGUGGGGUGACGCGAGCUCCACGCUCCAGUCGCCGGAGCUCUCCGAAGCCACCCGCGCCAUGCUGGCACGCAGGUGCGGCAACUACUGA